AGCUACGUCAGUUUUUUUUUUAUUUUUUCUUUAGCAGAGCCUUGUAUAUUUACUUUAGAUCACUAUAGGUGGAACCUGAAGAUGAAUUUAAAACGAAGUAAUGGACGACCAGCAGCUUACCGUAUUAAAAACAAACACAUUUUUAUGAAGGGUUUUAGGAGGCGAAGGACGAAAGCGAUUAAAGUGCACGCAUGUUUACACAAACUUUUGAGUACAGAGGGCAAUUUGAUCAACAGCAUACGGAUGAUACCCAUGCACAGAACCCGAUCUAUUUUAGCUGAAUCCAUUAAAUUGCUACGGCGACGAAAUCGUAAGCGUGUAACAAAUGAUCUGCGAGAUGAACACAAUGACAGAAAACUGAAGACACUAUUACGAAAAUUGUAUGAUCAUAAAACAAAUAGUUUAUAUCUCAAAAAAAUGUUAGGAAAUUUGAAGGUUCAAAUUAAUGAGCACUAUUGCAGUAAUAUUGCAGAACUAAAAGUAAUGAGAAAACUAACCAGGGGCAACAUAAAAGAAGCUGAGGAAUGUUAUAAUGUUGCAAGCCAACUGAAAUAUAUGAGUAGAAGUAGGUCGACGAGACGGAAACCGAAAAAUUCUUUUGAAAAAUCCAUAUGGAUAUUCUUAAAUUCACUUAAAACCCAGAAGAAUGUCGUAGUAACAAAGAAAACGGAUAACAAUAAAAGUCAGGAUCUUAGUGAAAAUCCACGUAAAGCACAUUUUCAUAGACGACGCAUGGUGCUGCCAAAACGAUUGAAUGCAAUAAACACUGGUUCAAUGAGUGAUACAAAUGUAGUUUAUUCAAAAAUAAGCACUCAUAAUUUACCAGCAUCAAGGCAAAAGGUUAAAGUUUAUCCCCGAGAAAAGACAAAAACAUACAAUACAGCGGAAGCCGAAACAACACCUUACACAGAUUUAAUACACCCAAAAAUUGCAGUCGAUAAAGAGGAAAAUCAGCAGGGAACCUGGAGAGAACCCCAUUAUACCGAAUCAAAAUUACCUAUACGUAGAGUCAAAAAGAGAAUGAAAAUUAGAAAAGUCCCAAAAGUGAAAAAGGAAUUUACGCUAACGAAUACAAUUCCAAAUUUGAAAAUGCGGCUUGGAAGCCGCAAAAGAGUUUCAAAAAACUAUGCAACGAUUGCAGACGAGUCCUUGCAAAAGGUUCAAUCGAAAGAGAGGGAAAGUCGUGCAAAAAAUGAACUUACUAAGUUUCCAAAAUCUUCAGCUCUUAACAAUAUACAAAAUUUCUCGACAUACGAAAAUUUGAAAUCUGCGUACCGAGGGGAAACUUUAAAACAAAAGGGGAGAAGUUCAAUUCUUAAUAGAAAUAGUAGAAAAGAUAAAUCUGAGGAAAGCCUAGCCAAGUACCAGAAGAUGACUGUAUCGAAAUAUUUCGACAUCAAAUCAAAGUUUAAUCCCGUCCUAAGCGAAUCUCAGAUAUCCCAAACAAACUCCUAUUCAGUGGCAAAACCGAAACCAGUGAGAUCAUUGGAUAGCAUGGCAAAGGAUUCAGUACAGCUACCCAUGUCAUCAAUGGCCACAACGAUUAUCAAUCGCUUAUUCGAAGAAAAGCCAAUAGCUUCGGAUGAACCAAGAAGAUUUCACAAAACACUAGACGCUGCAAAAAUGUCAACGAACAGUUUUCUGGAAACGAUUUCAAAGAUCAAGGCCUCGGAUCGAGUAAAUGCCGUGUGGAACGAUUUGCAGGGGAAAUAUAAGGAGUGGUCGUCGAAUGUUAAAACGCCCGAGGAUGCGCAGAAACUUAAGGAGAUUCUCAAAUGGCGCUACAUUCACAAUGUCCAAAAGCUCCUACACAAUUAUGUCAAGCAGUUCAAGAUCGAUUCAGACGGUGGACGAUCGGAAACCGAAUCCAGAAAAUCAGUAAUGUCAAGUAGGGUACUUCGUUCCAGCUACCAAGUACCAGCUUACCAUGGAUCUUCAGCAGUUCACAAAAAGGCAUCUAUCACCGACAUUUCGCCGCUCAGACAAACGCACGACGCCUUUGUCCGAUCGCAAAUGGAAUCGUUGAGGUCUGGUGCUUUUGACAAGGAUGUGGAGCAAAUGGAGCACAUGAUUAUGGGUAGACAGGUACCCACAAGUGCGGAGGAAGUGGAAAUCUUCAAGAAAUAUAAAUCUGACCCUCAGCACUACAACGUGCUGAUACUUAAUGUCGGCAAACCCACUUCGGAUGAAAAGUAUGAGGAAUUGUUGCCAAUUCUGGAGAAGAACUUUCAAUUUAUAACCGAACAAUUAGUGAUACUUUCCAGGCAAAAGAGGGUUCAGAAAAUGCAAGCCAAAAUCGAAAUACAAAGAGCAGAAGAGGAAGUAGCAUCAAAAGUUUCAGGUGAAAGCUACAUCAUUGAUCGUACUGAUUUAAGUGAAGCAUAUCUGGAAAAGAGGAGGGACUGGUGGGCAACCUACAUAGCCAAGCAGGCCAAGAAUCCUACAGAGAUUCUUUUAGCCCAAGUCCGGUAUCAGAAACGAAUGAACCACCUUGCCGAAAAAAAGGAAGAGCGCAAGCAACGAAAACUACAGGAGCAGCGGAUUCACAAAAAGAGGAGAUCACUUAGUGCCCUAUUCAGAGCUCCAAGGCAAACGCACCGCCAGCGACAAGCCAUGGAUGAUAUUAGGCAAAAGCUGGAGGGUAGGAAGUCGAAGUGCUCGCUAACAUCUUUGUGUUGUCGGAUAUGCAGCAGGUGCGGCUUGAUCUGGACACAGAAGUGCUCCGAAGGUUCCGACGAUAAGUCAGCAGAACACAUCUGCCAAAGUGUAAAAUCAAGAUAGGUCUUUCGAUUGGCACGAUUUCCGUGGGAAAAUCUAAUUUUGUGGGUGGUACAGAAAUCUCCUUCCACCAAAAUCGAACAGAAUGUUAUGUUAUGAAUUUGGUCGAAAGAGAUUUUUCUACUACUAAGGAUUGUAACAAUAAUAUGUGAGGUGCAACGAUAAUAAAUAAACCUAAGCUUAUGGCGGGACAAAGUUUUUAGUAUUAAAAA
This is a messenger RNA of Drosophila santomea, 2990 nucleotides long. RefSeq lists its product as uncharacterized. The record is from RefSeq and is a predicted model, not a curated record. The annotation marks the transcript as partial. Lineage: Eukaryota; Metazoa; Arthropoda; Insecta; Diptera; Drosophilidae. The transcript has a single exon.